CUGACGUACCACGUGGUACCAGCAAGCCACAAGCUACAAUGCUUCGACUACGCGCCGCGAAUGGAUCAACCAUUCCUACCUACGGUACACAGCGACUCGCGGUCAACCUGGGCAAUUGACGACGGUAUCUGUGGACGUUCAUCAUUGCCGAUGUUCCCACAGCCAUACUAGAUAUUGAUUUCCUACAGCAAUAUGAAUUGCUAGUCGAUUCACGUAGGCUGCAGCCAAUUGAUACUUCGUCGAACAGUAAAUUCAUGGGCUGCUAAGCCCACACGAAUGCGUACCGAAUCCUAUGCACCUUUAUUCGCGUGACGAUAAAUUCCACGCUUUAUUCGAGAAAUUCCCCACAUUAACUAAGCCACUCGAAGAGAGUCCAUCGGUGACCAACCGUGUAGUACACCACAUAGUCACCCGUGGACCACCUUGUGAGGAUAAAGUGCGUGUAAUAAGAGAGUACAACGUGCCGUCCUCACUCAAGGAACUGAAGGCAUUUCUCGGGUUGGUUAACUUCUACCGACGUUUCAUCCCACACGCGGCAGAACGGUUACGACCAUCAACCGACUUACUUCGCGGUAAUCCACGCAAAUUAGAAUUGAACGAUACCGCACGUACCUCGUUUUCAGAGAUCAAAACGGCUCUGGCUCAAGUUACACUCCUCGCGCGUCCAAACCCAUCAGCCACGCUUAGCAUAGCGGUUGAUGCAUCGAAUUUUGCCAUGGGAGCCGUUAUGCAACAGAACAUCUCCGGAAGCUGGCAACCUCUGGAAUUUUUCUCACGACGCCUUACUCCCACAGAGACGAGAUAUAGCGCUUUUGGUCGCGAGCUGCUAGCAGCCUACUGCGCCAUCAAACAUUUCCGGCACGCAGUAGAAGGACGUCAAUUCAUCUUAUUCACCGACCACAAGCCCCUAGCCUAUGCCUUGAAUACCAAGCCUGACCGCUACUCACCACGUUGAGCCAAGAAACCGGAAGCGACCAUGACAACCAGGUUUGAGACCAUACGUAUGCCAAAUAUUCGAAACCAUAAUAUCGACUGAGUGCGUUGACAAGAGCGUGGGUGAUCAGGCCAGCUUUCGCCAAGGUUGACUGAAGUCGACGAUACCGAACGGGCGAUGGUCGGCGGCGUGGGCUCGGGAUAUAAAAGAACCAAAAAAGAGAAAAGUGUAGCAUGCAUGUAGUGUAGGAAUAGUCCUACACCGUAUCCGUUGUUGGUUGUACGGCUAGUCGCGAAAGCGUACUCGGCGAACAGAACGUGAGACGGUAGUCUCGUUCGUACCUGUUGAGCCUGCAAUCUCAUCUGAAGCCAAGGGCGGCGUGGUCUGCUGAUCUGGACAUGAGACUAAACUUUCGUCCGUAGAUGGUGCAGAUGACAUGUGCUGUUGACCGGGACGUGAGAAUGAGGCCUCUGAUGUAUCUAGCGUGGGACCUGAAGUAGAUGUAAGGAUCCCGCUAAUAGGUUUGAUGGGCCUAGCAUUGAGUCUCAAGUUACCGGGUAGGGCACUGUCAUCGACGUGUGCUGGUUUGAGACGAUCAAUGCUGACGAUCUCGACGCGGCCGCGUCGAUCAACCUUGAAUGUCUUUUCGUGACGAGCGAUCACGUGAAAAGGGCCUUCGUAAGGCUGUUGCAAAGGUUUGCGUACCGAAUCUACUCGUACAAAAACAUGUAAACAGGUAGAUAACUCUCAAGGGAGAGCGACCUGUCGAUGCUGUAUACGAGUUGACAACGGAGACAGUGUUCGCAUAAAUGCAGACAGUCGAUGGACGUUGUCUGAUUUAGCGAAAUUAGGUCUGCUCCGUGGUGUGGAGAAUUCUCCGGGCAGACGCAAUGUCAUGCCGUAUACAAGUUCAGCGGCGGAACAUUGGAUAUCUGCCUUUAAGCUCGUUCUGAUACCUAAGAGGACCAGCGGCAAGGUUUCGUACCAAUUGUCGUUUUCGUGUGCUCGCAGAGCACUUAUAAGUUGGCGGUGAAACCGUUAAACUAAACCAUUUGAAGCUGGGUGGUAGGUGGUAGUGCGUAUGCAUUCCGUACCAAGCAGCCGGGUCAGUAAUGAGAAUAAUGUGGACUCGAAUUGUUGCCCUCGGUCAGUCGUGAAAGUCCACUAGGUACCUAGCGUUUGUGCGGUGAUCGUGCACAUAGAAUAAACGGUCAACCUGGGGGAAGGGCCGGCGAGUACGACCGCUUAUACUCGCCGGCUUUGGAGUUUCCCGCCUUGUAUGAGCACGGGGCUCGACAAUGG
Molecule: messenger RNA, 2236 nt
Organism: Schistosoma haematobium
Lineage: Eukaryota; Metazoa; Platyhelminthes; Trematoda; Strigeidida; Schistosomatidae
Exons: 1
Coding region: 293-955 (220 amino acids)
Source: RefSeq, a predicted model, not a curated record